Messenger RNA from Parnassius mnemosyne (clouded apollo), 1755 nucleotides. Lineage: Eukaryota; Metazoa; Arthropoda; Insecta; Lepidoptera; Papilionidae. The record is from the annotation of a GenBank genome assembly.
UUGGCAAUUUUGGACAAGCUGGACAUCGACAGCGAGAAGCCAUCAGAAGAGGAAAUUGCCAGAAUAUUCGGAUACGAAGAGGCAUACUUAUCUGGAGAACUUGGCAUUUGGCAGAGAAUCAAACCUAAAAUAUGGGCGUUGUUCGACGAACCAUCGAGCUCACCAGCCGCGAAGGUGAUAUCGGUUAUAUCGGUGUUCUUCAUCUGCGUAUCAGUGCUCUGUUUCUGUUUGAAAACACAUCCAGACCUUCGAGUGUUGGAGCCAACGCCGUAUCCAGAAGAAGAAGACAGCGAGAACACAACAGCGAUGGAAGAGAAUUUCCCAGGGUGGCUUGAUAAUGGUCAGCCUCACAUUGCGUUCUUUUAUAUAGAGCUGAUAUGCAAUGUGUGGUUCACCAUUGAACUGCUCGUUCGAUCUGUGGUAGCACCAAAUAUAAUAGAGUUCAUAAAAUCCCCAGUGAACAUAAUAGACUUUAUCGCAACCCUGAGCUUCUACAUGGAUGUGGUAGUUGAAUUGACAGUGGUGAAGAGAAACAUGGACAAAGCGGACAUUUUGGAAUUCAUUUCAAUAAUAAAAAUCCUUCGGCUAUUUAAGCUGACAAGGCAUAGCCCAGGGUUAAAAAUAUUAGUACACACGUUCAAAGCGUCUGCUAAGGAGUUAACACUUCUAGUGUUUUUUCUGGUGCUUGGUAUCGUGAUUUUCGCCAGUUUGGUUUACUACGCUGAGAAAUCGCAGGAUAACCCAGAAAACCAGUUCAAAUCCAUCCCGUUGGGGUUGUGGUGGGCUAUUGUCACGAUGACCACUGUAGGUUAUGGUGACAUGGCGCCGAAAACCUACUUGGGGAUGUUCGUCGGAGCGCUGUGUGCACUGGCUGGAGUAUUGACCAUCGCAUUGCCGGUUCCUGUAAUAGUAUCAAACUUUUCAAUGUUCUACUCACAUACACAGGCACGUUCAAAACUACCAAAAAAGAGGCGUCGCGUACUGCCAGUGGAGCAACCUCGAAGAAAACGCGACGCUAGCGCCUCCAACCGGCGGGUCAACGCAGUAAAACAUCCGGUGGUUCUGAAGGAUUUGUCACCGGCAAAUAACAAAUUUGGUGUAAAUGGAAUGAACAUGAUAAGCUUGGCUCUGCAAGGACCUCCAAAUUUACUUCGACCUCCAGCCAACACCCAACCACUGCAAGCAAGAGCCCCAAUUGUUGAGAGCCCCAUCAUCAAUACCCAAUGUGGCGCCAUUUCGUUAGCAUCGCUACAGCCACCUUUGAUGACCGCCCCACCAUUGCAACCGAGACCUGCAACCACCGGAUCCCUCGACCUAAUGUUGCCACUUCAACCAAAACUACUACCUGGCUAUAACCUACAGUCAUCAUUUCUCUCCAGUACCCUAUCAACUGUAAGGCCACCAGAUUUACCAGAUAAAAUUAUAAAAAAGGAUGGAGAUACAUUUAAGCCUAGCGUUGAUGUGAUUAUCGAAAAUAGAGAAUCCAUGUCUGAAAUAUCAACCAAGAAUAGUAAUGAAGAUAAUUCUGAAAGUAAUAAUUGCAAUAAUGUAGAGAGAAAAUCAGAAACAGAAUGUGUAAAUAUUCUUCAAGAAAGUAUAAAUUGUAACAUAAAUGAUCAAGAGAGUAAUAACGAAAAUAAUAUUUCUAAUUUUAAGGAUGAAAUCAAUUCUAAUGUAAAUGUUAUGGAUAUAAAAUCAGAUACUAGUUUAUUUAGCAGUUUAAAUGUUAGUAGCCCUAACAAUAAUUCACAUUAA